This is a messenger RNA of Microsporum canis CBS 113480, 1440 nucleotides long. RefSeq names its product ankyrin repeat domain-containing protein 44. The record is from RefSeq and is a predicted model, not a curated record. Lineage: Eukaryota; Fungi; Ascomycota; Eurotiomycetes; Onygenales; Arthrodermataceae. The transcript has 3 exons. Gene Ontology annotation, molecular function: protein binding. The coding region runs from base 1 to 1440 and encodes 479 amino acids.
AUGGAGGUGACAUGGGCGCCCUCAGACAGCCCCUCCUACAGGGCCUUCUUUGACGCUGCCCGGCACGGCACCGUCGAGCAGAUGAGAGCGGCCCUGACCAGCGAGAUCGAUAUCAAUGCUCUGGAGGGCGAUGGCUUCGAGGGCAUGGCCGCGCUGCACCUCGCCUGCUUCCACAAUGGCGACGUAGAGGUCGUCAGGUUCCUGCUCGACCACGGCGCAGAGGUCAACAUCCUCGACCGGGACCGGGCUGGGAACUCCUAUCCGCUGCACUGGGCGGCCAACAAGGACCGCGCAGACAUCGUCAGGCUGCUGCUGGAGAGGGGCGCGGAGAAGAGCAGGAAGGGCUUCGACGGGAGGAACGCGCUGGGCAUGGUUCUAUACUACUCCCUUUCUCCGCGCAAGGUCCAGCCAAAGCAGAUGGAGACGAUACAGGUGCUUCUCGAUCACGGCUUCAGUGUGGAUGAGUCUGGCAUGCUAUUCGAGGCAGUCCUGUCACGCGACCAGUAUCUCAUCAAGUUCCUCCUCGACCACGGAGGCUCUAUAAACCCGGCAAACCCCAAGGACCCCUCCCUUCUCGGACAUGCUGCCGGAUUCACGGACUACCAGACAGUCAAGUUUCUCCUCGACAAUGGAGCGGUGCUGGAUAACCCUGCAGACGGAAGCCCCAGCUCAGUCCUGGUGAGCGCGGCUUCGACAGGCAACCUGUCCGUCGUCAAGCUGCUGCUGGAGAGAGCGGACCCGGAGAUCAUCAGGAAAUCCAGCAGGGCCAUCAGUGCGGCCGCAGCGUCCGGACACCUCAAGGUCGUGGAGAUGCUGCUGGCUUCCAACAUGAGUAUCGACGAUAAAAGCACAGUCGGAUACCAAUCCCCGCUUCAUGCGGCCUGCUUCACCAACGAACCCUCUCCGGAACUCGUUAAAUUCCUGCUCAGUCAAGGUGCGGAUGUAAACUCCCUCGACGACAGACUGAAUACCCCAUUGCAUCUACAUGUGUCCACAUAUCAACCGGAUGAAAAAGUGGUCAGGCUCCUGCUAGACGCCGGAGCUGACCUGGGAGCUCGAAACACCAACGGCGAGACUCCCUUGCUAAGGGCAGUGUCCGCCCUACACUGUCACUACCAACCAGGAAACCCCCACGACAGCCGGGGAAGUGCAUUCGUGGUUCUCCUCAGACGGCUCCUCAAGGCUGGAUCCGAUAUUAGGGCCGUAGACCACCUCAACCAAACCGCUCUGCACAUCUUGGCUGUAAACUCGCCCGCCUGCACACCUGGAGAGUGCCCUGAACGCGCCGCCCAGGUCCUUCUUGACAUGGGCGUCGAAGUUGACGCGCUCGACAUAAAAGGGCGCACCGCAAUCGAUAUAUUACAGGAAAAACACACCAUAGAAUCCCGGCUGAUUCUCCACACCAUCGAGAAUUUUAAACUAAACAUAUCUACAAAAUAA